AUGAUGGAAGUGCUUGAAAAGGAAGAGCAACGACCACUGUUUACGAUAGCCGUGCUAGUGUCGGGAGUGGUCGGCGGUUUGGCCGUCGUCAUUGCCGUCGUCUACCUGUAUCGUUUUUGUCUCAAAAAACGUCCACCUGUCACCACGACGGGUUUACCAGAAGCAAAACGAGAACAGAUACGUAGCAAUGCAAACAGUCAAAGCCGACCACUUCCUCUUCCGCUUUCAGUAGAUUCAACAACGCCAUUUUUGGCCAGUAGUCCGUCAAAGGAAUAUACAAAAGAGACCGUAGUCGAUCGUGAAUCGGCAUUCGGUUCACCCACUCGAAUAGCUCAAGUCUUUCCGAUGAUUCCAAGGGAUCAUUCAACACCAUAUAUACAACGUUCUGUUCAGGAUGUUUCGCAGAACAAGUCAUUCCUUUUCGUUUCCGAUAAUCCUCAUCGAGCAAAAUCGGCAGAUUUGCUCCAAGCUGAGCUGAACGAGGAGAUUCGACGAGCAUCAUUUGAUGUACCGCGAGGGACUGGACGGCAGCUUCCUAGUACUGAAGGACUUGAGGUACGCCCAACGCUUCAUUUUUUCUUAUUUACGGAUCUUUGA
Messenger RNA from Cylicocyclus nassatus, 597 nucleotides. The record is from the annotation of a GenBank genome assembly. Lineage: Eukaryota; Metazoa; Nematoda; Chromadorea; Rhabditida; Strongylidae.